CUCUCCCUCUCUCUGCAUAAACGGCUAAUUGAAGUUUGAUAGAAAGAAGAACAUCAUCAUCAUCAAUGGAAACCCCAAUUUCAUCAAGAAGAAUCACAAGAUCGCAGACCAAGGCCGCUGCUUCAAACAACGGUAUUACUGUGACUACUUCAGAUCCUGUUAAGGGUUUAAUGGAAUCAAGACAGAGAGGAUUGAACCAGUCCGCCCUAUUCGACAUAACCAACGAUUCCCCUGUUUUUGGUCUUGCUAUUGGGGAAAUGUCUAAAAGGAGGAGCGGUUACCUAUACAAUAACAACAGAGAAAUUACAACUCCGGGAUCCGGAGAGGCACUAUUAAGGGAUCAAGUCAAGAAGAUCCUUUUGCAAAAGGUUGAAGAAGAAUCGGAGCUAUCAAAGAUUUCGAUGAAUGAGAUUGUGAUGGAGAAAGGAGGGGAUGGGUUUGGACCCAAAAAGGAAUUGAUGAUUACCAGAUCAUUGUUGCCGGAAUUCUUGGAUGAAUCGGCAGAAGACAAAGGGGUAGAGAACAAAGAAGAAGAAGAAGAAGAAAAAGAUGGUUAUGAUGAUGAUUCAGUGAUGGUCAAUGAACUGUGCGAUUAUUUUAUUAAGAGAAUGAACAUGAACGGAGGAGGAGAAAAGACCGGAAAACACACUAGAUUCGUUUACAACAGCGACGAUGAGAUCCAAGGGGAAGAAGAUGAAGAAGAAGAGUGUAAAUUGCGUCUGAAGGGCAUUCCUACUCCUAAGGGUAAGCAUGUUCGAUUCCCUGAAGAGGAGGAAUGACUGAAAGAAGAAGAAGAGAGAAAGAAUUUGUCAGAACUCAUGACACAGUAGAAUUCUGGGAUCGGAUGUCGGAAUUUUGUCCUGUUUUGCAUAUUGUGGUUUGUAGAAGAAGAAGAAGAAAAAGAAAGAAUCCAUUUUUAUGGAGUAUGAUUAAUAUUGUUAAUUUGGAAUUAAUGAAUGAAUGAAGAAAGAAACACCUGAUUGUUUGAAAA
Messenger RNA from Impatiens glandulifera, 991 nucleotides. RefSeq lists its product as uncharacterized. The record is from RefSeq and is a predicted model, not a curated record. NCBI's taxonomy places the organism in Eukaryota, Viridiplantae, Streptophyta, Magnoliopsida, Ericales, Balsaminaceae. The transcript is spliced from 3 exons. Bases 66 to 779 code for a protein of 237 amino acids.